AUGGCUUCUUACUCACAAAAAACGAUCUUCAUCGCUCUCAUUCUCGCUAUGGCAGCUCCAAUUUCAACAAGCCACAGAAGAAGAUGGCGAAGAUCUGAUCGAGAGUGGAACUCGGAACAAUACCUGAGAGAUCUCUGCUCCGAAACUGACAGAUCAGACGUGUGCUGGAACAUCCUUAGAUCGGAGUUACACCGAUUCGACGACGGCGACAUCGCUGCCGGCGUGAUUGACCUGGCGGUGGCAAAAUCCAAGGCAAUCGGCGACCAGCUCAACCAGUGGUACAGAGAUUCCAACGACGACAGGAUGAAGAACAAGUACCACUCGUGCUCCAAGAAUUACGAUGACGUCGAUCGCAACCUUGAACAGGCCCAGAGGAACUUAGAUUCCGACGAUAAUCGAAGAAUCUCGGAUCAAAUCGACGACGCUGAAGAGGAAUUGGAAGAGUGCAGGAGAGAAUUCGGGUCGGGUUCCUUCGAUCCGGGUCAUGUUGAAGACCGGAACAAUGAGCUUCGACUUUACUUGGAUAUGGUUAGAGUUGCGGUAAACCGUUUGGAAGAUUACUACGAUAGCGACCGCCAUUAA
Salvia miltiorrhiza (redroot sage) is the source of this 582-nucleotide messenger RNA. RefSeq names its product pectinesterase inhibitor-like. The transcript has a single exon. NCBI's taxonomy places the organism in Eukaryota, Viridiplantae, Streptophyta, Magnoliopsida, Lamiales, Lamiaceae. The record is from RefSeq and is a predicted model, not a curated record. The coding region runs from base 1 to 582 and encodes 193 amino acids. Gene Ontology annotation, molecular function: pectinesterase inhibitor activity. Gene Ontology annotation, biological process: negative regulation of catalytic activity.